This is a messenger RNA of Maniola jurtina (meadow brown), 1011 nucleotides long. RefSeq lists its product as uncharacterized. Bases 67 to 1011 code for a protein of 314 amino acids. The transcript has 3 exons. NCBI's taxonomy places the organism in Eukaryota, Metazoa, Arthropoda, Insecta, Lepidoptera, Nymphalidae. The record is from RefSeq and is a predicted model, not a curated record.
CUCUAUCGCAAGUUAUAAUGUAAUAACACGAAAGAAAACAGCAUUACAAUAUUUCACCUUCGUACAAUGUUACAGUAUGGAUUUCUCUUGUUUGGUACAUAUUUAACACUGUCUGCACAAGUACAUUCAUUCGUGUUACUGACAGCUAAUGUAAGCGACUUGAAACGAAUCGCGCAGAAGUUUAUACCGGAAGUGGUGGUCGAGAACAUCGCGGAUAUAAUAUACAAAGCCUCCGAAGAUUUAGCUGCUACCAACGUAUCCGAAGAAAACGAAGAAAACUAUAACUACAAGACUAGAGAUAAAUAUGCAAGUCAAAAAGAAUCAGAAUCUGAAACCUCAAAAGAUAUAGAAGACCCACAGUCUAUUAGCGAUGAAGUGACCACAAAACCCUCUAUCAUUUCUAUAGACUCGAUACUUAAAGCUUUUUCAUCUCAAGGUACCAAUGGUAAAAAUAAAAAAUCAACAAAAUAUAAGGAACCAAAACUAAAUAUAAAUAAAGACGACGUGGAUUCAAAUCCAGAUAACAUUAAAUCCAAAAAACUCCAUCAUCCAAAGAAGACAAAAUCACCAAAACUAUUAAAUAAGAAACCUCAAAUCGAUGAAUCAGAGUUAUCCGAACUCCCUCAUGUACAGUCUAAAUCAUUUACUCCAAGUCUAGAUGUAUUUAGUGACCAAAAUAAAUCAUAUAACAAAAAAUCUGAGGAGUCCAAACAAUAUUCUGAUGAAGAUUCACAAAGUGAUAUAGCUCUUAAAAUCAAACCAGAAAAAUCUAAAUCAAAAACAGAGAAACGUAAAUCUAAAAGUAAACAUACUAAUAAAGCUAUUUUAAGGAAACAUAGAGCUAAAUCCCAAAGGAGGCAUUCCAAAUACGAUAACAGUGAAGAUAAUACAUAUAAAGACAGUACGAGGAAAUCAGUCACUUUGACCACUAGUGUACAAAGAAAUGAAUUUGACCAAUACGUAAACUUGAAUUAUCCAAAAUCGGAAUUAGUUGCUACCUUGGACCUUUGA